Molecule: messenger RNA, 471 nt
Organism: Vicia faba (fava bean)
Lineage: Eukaryota; Viridiplantae; Streptophyta; Magnoliopsida; Fabales; Fabaceae
Source: the annotation of a GenBank genome assembly
AUGAGAAGAAGAAGAACGAUAAUCGUACCAAUAAGGGCUACUGAGGUUCCAAUAUCUGGAACCCUAGCUGCCACAGCCACCACCGGCAACCUUCUUUCGUCCAUAUACCCUGCAGUCGGCAUAAAAAGAAUAAAAGGGCAACCGUCAUGCUUGCAAGAUCCAGACCACAACCCACUAAAUUACCGCUUAUCACCCGCGGAAAAUCGUUGCAACACCCACCUCUACUGUUGUUCAAAUCCACGCGUAACCUCUGCUCUUUCGACGACUCUCCAGAUCGAAACCACCAAACCGCGAUUCAGUCCUGACGCACUUUACAUCCAUCCCUUUCUGUUUGCAAGUCCGUCGAUCCAUCAAUGCCAUUAUUGGGAUUUUCUUUUUACUGUUUACUAUUUCUGCUUGAUACAAGAGAUAGAGAAGGAGGUUUUAGAGAGAGCCUUGGUUUUUUUAUGUAUUAUGUUUCUGAUCUUAUAA